GCCAAAACCCCCCUACUUAACCUUCCCUUCCCACUACCCCUCGCCGCCGCCGCCGUCUCUCUCCGUCUCCCACUCUCCCCGCGUCGUACUCUCCCACGCAGCUCGUCGAGAUGUCGUCCGAGGCGGCAAAGGUGGCGGUGCCGGAGUCGGUGCUCCGGAAGCGGAAGCGCGAGGAGCAGUGGGAAGCCGAGAAGAAGGAGAAGGCCGUGGCCGAUAAGAAGAAGUCCAUCGAGAGCCGCAAGCUCAUCUUCUCCCGCGCCAAGCAGUACGCCGAGGAGUACGAGGCCCAGGAGAAGGAGCUGGUGCAUCUUAAGCGUGAGGCCCGGUUGAAGGGCGGGUUCUAUGUCAGCCCUGAGGCAAAGCUCCUGUUUGUGGUCCGCAUCCGUGGUAUCAAUGCCAUGCACCCGAAGACGAGGAAGAUCUUGCAGCUUCUGCGUCUGAGGCAGAUCUUCAAUGGUGUGUUUCUGAAGGUCAACAAGGCUACCAUUAACAUGCUCCGCAGGGUUGAGCCAUAUGUUGCAUAUGGGUAUCCGAACUUGAAGAGUGUCAGGGAGUUGAUCUACAAGAGGGGCUACGGAAAGCUGAACAAGCAGAGGAUUCCUCUGUCCAACAACCAAGUCAUCGAGGAGGGCUUGGGCAAGCACAACAUCAUCUGCAUUGAGGAUCUUGUUCAUGAGAUCUUGACUGUUGGCCCACAUUUCAAGGAGGCAAACAACUUCCUCUGGCCCUUCAAGCUGAAGGCGCCAUUGGGAGGCCUGAAGAAGAAGAGGAACCACUAUGUGGAGGGUGGUGAUGCUGGUAACCGUGAGAACUACAUCAAUGAGCUCAUCAAAAGGAUGAACUAGGUUCAUGAGCCUAUUGAUAGUGCCAUGUGUUAUGCUUAUUUUACAUUAGCGAGUUGGAUCAUGAAUGAAUAUGCAUGCAAUUUUGGUAUUUGGAACUUGACGCCUAUGGAAGAAAUCUGACCUUUUAUCUGGUGGUAUGGAAUUAUUCGUAUCUUGAGUUGUGAAUA
This is a messenger RNA of Phragmites australis (common reed), 1012 nucleotides long. RefSeq names its product large ribosomal subunit protein uL30x-like. Gene Ontology annotation, molecular function: RNA binding; structural constituent of ribosome. Lineage: Eukaryota; Viridiplantae; Streptophyta; Magnoliopsida; Poales; Poaceae. Gene Ontology annotation, biological process: maturation of LSU-rRNA from tricistronic rRNA transcript (SSU-rRNA, 5.8S rRNA, LSU-rRNA). Gene Ontology annotation, cellular component: cytosolic large ribosomal subunit. The transcript is spliced from 7 exons. The record is from RefSeq and is a predicted model, not a curated record. Bases 111 to 845 code for a protein of 244 amino acids.